Molecule: messenger RNA, 1483 nt
Organism: Leguminivora glycinivorella
Lineage: Eukaryota; Metazoa; Arthropoda; Insecta; Lepidoptera; Tortricidae
Product: gastrula zinc finger protein XlCGF17.1-like
Exons: 1
Coding region: 129-1247 (372 amino acids)
Cellular component (GO): nucleus
Molecular function (GO): zinc ion binding
Source: RefSeq, a predicted model, not a curated record
AUUAAAAUUUGUAAUAUUUGUAUUGAUUUUCAAAUUUCCGACUAUUGUGAUUGUGCAGUAAUUAAUUAAAAAUAAUAAAACAAUGCGUUUUAGAAAAUGUGAAUGACUUACAAAUACGUGAGUCAAUAAUGGCAUCUACUUACUACAUAUUGAAGUUACUCCAAAAGAAACGUAUGGCUCGCAAACUUCGUAAUCAUUCAAAUAGAAACUUAAUAAAUAGUACACAAACAAUUAAAGACAACACUUCAAGUGAUAUAUUCAGGUGUAGAGUAUGUUUAAAGGAAGGUAGGAUACCAAUAUUUGGCGAUGAAAGUUGUAGAGAUAUUUCCGAAGAUAUAAGUUUAUUUGGUGACAUAGUAAUCACUAAGGAAGAUAGUCAUCCUCAGUACUUGUGUGAUGCUUGUAACGCCUUACUUGAUGCUGCUAUCCUUUUUCGAAGAACUGCUAAAGAAAGUGAAACACUGCUUAUGAAAGGUUUAGAAAAUAAGACUGAUGCACCUUUUGAUGUAGAUAAUUAUGAUCAUGAGAUAAAUUCAGAUGAAGUUCCUCAUAAUGAUGAAUAUGAAACUCAAUUACAACCUGUAAAAUCAUACACCUGUAAGCUAUGUAAGAAGAGUUUUAGAACAAGUGAAGAAUAUUCAAGACACAGGAGUUCCAGGGAACAUAAGAAUGUAAGGAUACAAUGUUCUAUUUGUAACCGUCUGUUAACAGCUCAGCUGUAUAAGAAACACUUAGCUAGGCACCAAACAGCAUCACAUUUGAUAUGUGAAGUUUGUGGCAAGUUGUAUAGAAAAGAUAAUUUAAUAAGACAUUUACAAUUACAUAGUUUUGAUUUACCAUUCCAAUGCCAGGUAUGUCCAUACAGAGGUAGAUUUAUUGAGUCACUCAGGAUACACAUGAGAACACACACUGGAGACAAACCAUUUUCUUGCGACAAAUGCGAGCUUAGAUUCUUGACUCGGAGCAACCUUAAUAGACAUCUACUCACACAUAGGAAAGAGAGGCCGUUCAAAUGCACAGAGUGUGGUCGAGGCUUUUACACCAAGUGUGAUAUGGAUGUACAUUUUAAAUCAGACCAUGUGGGUAUUAAGGAUUUUGGGUGCAGGAUGUGUGGAAGCAAGUAUGGCACAAGAAAAGCACUAAUGAGACAUGAGUUGAGGGUUCAUAAAAGGGACAAAAUGGCUAAAGGAAGAGUGCCGUUAUACUUGCAGAGUGGAUACAGAAAACAGAGUGACGAAUGUGUGUAAAUUUAAAGCUGAACAUGAAAAAUAUAACUGUAGUCCUUAUCAUUGCAUGAAUGACACUGUGUUAUUUGAUAAUCCACUGAUAAUGUUUCUCAUAGCCUAGAUCAUAUUGUGGGUUUUGUUGGUAGUUGGUACCCUAUCUUUUCACAAGUUAGUCUCUCAAAUUAUUUAUACUAUUAUAAAAAAUCUGACUAAAGGUAUUGAAAAUGGGUGGUUUAAUAAAAUAAAAUGAACUUUCA